Molecule: messenger RNA, 4933 nt
Organism: Cataglyphis hispanica
Lineage: Eukaryota; Metazoa; Arthropoda; Insecta; Hymenoptera; Formicidae
Gene: MESR3
Exons: 5
Coding region: 657-1463 (268 amino acids)
Biological process (GO): regulation of transcription by RNA polymerase II
Cellular component (GO): nucleus
Molecular function (GO): RNA polymerase II cis-regulatory region sequence-specific DNA binding; DNA-binding transcription factor activity, RNA polymerase II-specific
Source: RefSeq, a predicted model, not a curated record
UUGUCUCACAAUCAGUCGCGUGCAUCCGCUCGACUCGGCGUAGAACUGCUCCCGAGAAGCUCCCAAGGCGAUGAUAAUUUUCGCGUCCGGGGAUCCUGGCGCCUGGCGGAGAGCUCUCUUAUCCGGUUCGCGUGCGGUGAGCUUGCGUGUCGAGGAAUCGCGAGGAAACGUGAAGGCUCGUUUUAUGCGAGAGUGCCGAGGGCGCAAAAGUGUCCGGGUUUUAUCGACCGGGUUUUAGCGACUGUAUUUGCGACGAGUGCUGUUUGCCAAUACGAGCAAGUUGACGCAGGGAAGAUCUACCCUGAAUAGAGGCAAGACGCGAUAUAUGUUUAUCGGAGUGAAACGAGUUUUCAAAGGACAACUAGCAAUAUCGAAGCGGAUCAACAUUUCUCUCUCAGCGAAAUAAAGAUCCUCUUCAGGAUCUAGGUUGCUCGUGACUUCUUCAUCAACGCCGUUUCGUAACAGAAUUAUCCGAACGCUGUUAUAACGCAUGUGAUCGUGAUUAGAGCAACAAAAGGCAUCAGUUGAGAAAUGUUUCAAGUGAUUACGCUAUAAUCGUCGUGAUAAUCGACGGAAAUAGAAAAUAGCGUUGCUAGCUACAGAUGCUUAUUUGACAGCAGUAAACAUUCUCUAUCUUCUAUCAUAUCGCGGCGACAAUGAACGGACCAGUUUAUGCGUCAUCCUGUCCCGCAUUGCAAUCGAAUCUCUCGCUGCACAGCUCAUCCUAUUAUAGCGAGUACAGCGGCACUACGCGAAGACGAUUAUCUUCGACGGGAGAGGCGGACACUUCCGCCACAUCGAGCUACGAGGGUAGCGACAGCUCCGAAAACAGCGAUGAGUCGCGCCUCGAUCCUGUCAGUCAAAUGGAACGAGAACAACUCGAGACUUUCUUCCGCGGAUUAAAAUCGCAAGUGUUCGUCUGCGAGUCACUGGCGAACCUGUAUCUCGGCAGCGCCUCUCAGACCGAGAGAUGGGAGCUUCGUUUUACUGGGAUACCCGUGGUGGUUCUCGAUCUUGGUGAGACACGAUCAAGAUCCAAGAGACGAAUUCAAAUCUUACUGGCAGAACGCGGUACUUGCUUCACUCUCUGGCGCGAGACUAUCGACAACCUCUCAUCAUACAAAGUGUCGGGACCGGCCUUUCAUACCAUGUGUCUCUCCUCUGACCAUACUCGUCUGGCCGGACUUAGCUUCGACAAUUCGAAAGCGGCCAACGAUCUGUGGCAGCACAUAGAGCGUCUCGUCUCCUGCCCGGAGAACAUCAGUCUGUCGGUGCCGGGCAAGAAGAAGAAGAAGCCCGUGCAGAAGAAAAUCGUUCUACCGGCCAAGAGCAACAUCAGCCAGCCGUGUCAGUUCCAGCACGUGACGAGCGUGGACGCGGCCGAUCGGUCGCGUUAUUUUUCGCUGCAGACGCUGGUACCGGCGUUGAGUGAGCUCGAGAACUCGCUGGAGGCGAACUUCUGAGACAAGCCCGACGCCUCCGCCAAGCUCUCGUAGAAACGACGUAGCGCGACGCCCGAUUCCCGCCGUCUUCUUCCUCGGAAGUGACCUCUCCGAGGAAGAAAGAUGCGCGUGUGCGAAGGGAGAACGAGGCGAGAUCCUCGUACAAGGACUCUGGCGUCGCGGAUCCGUCUCGAGAGCUCCGUCGUAACGAGAGGCGAACGCUGAAACACGACACCGCGGAUAUCCUUUUAUCUUUUUGCUCUUCCUCCAAAAAGUAAUUGUAGACGGUCUAGAGAGCCAAGGAAAUGAGGAGAUAUAUCGAUAAAGCUUUAACAAGACGAAGGAAAGAUGGAUAAAUUUCUUUUUUUCUCCAAGAGCCCUCCGCGGCUUCCGUAGUUUUAUCUCGAAUUCAUCUUUAUCUUCUCGUGUGCCCCAUAUAAUCAUCCAACUAGUUUGAUAAGAGUUAAUGGCGUAAAUUAGGUAAAGUGACGCGCGCUGACUCCACCUUAUCUCCGUUUUUCGCGUAACACGACGCGACCGUGAUCUGAGAAAUCACCUCUUGUCUGCCUGUUGUUUGAGAAACGAGGGAAAAGUCGAAGGGCCUCGAAGAGACAAAGAAGUAUGAGAGAAGGUGACAGGGGAAAGCAGACGUGUCUUACUCGAGAUAGACUAAUCCGUUAAUGUCUCGUGAGUCACCAACUACGAGACGUAGUGGUCCGCAGGCCAAGGCGGAACAUUCAUCAAUCCUUCUAAGCACUCUCGAGAGUGAUUGCGAUUGAUGUCUGCGAAUCCUGACUGCAGCCCCGAGGCGAAACAGAAAGUUUCUCGGCGGCGAACUAUCCGAGUCACAUAGCUCGCCGUUCUACUCUCUUUCUCUUCAAUAAGUCCUUCUCCGAAUCACGGCUGUCAAUUUAUUAUAAACGAAAAGGAAGACACUAUCGAACGUUACGAUCCCUUCGCGGUUUUAAUAGAUUAUUUCAUUAUCAUUAUUGCAUCGCGAAAAUAUUCGAUUAAACUUUUAAUUUAAUUCCGAAUAUAAAAUAAAAGAAAAAAAAAGAAUUAUUUCAAAUAAAACUCGGAAAGAUUAUAAUAAUACUAUAAAUGAUAAAAAUAAUUCACUUUAAUUAUCACGAAAAUAAAUUUGCAAACUUUUUACUUUAUGUAAAAUAAAAAAAUAAAUAUAUAUAUAUAUUAUAUAUAUUUUUAUUUUCUUGCUUUGCAUGUAACGAGCGAUGAUUCGUAUGUCAGUUUUAAAUUAUCUUUAAAGAUUCAAACAGGUGUUCCAAUAUCUCGAUGUAAAAACAAGCGCUUUAGAAUGUCAGAGACGCGAAACCUUGACAUGAAACCAAACGGCGCGCGGUUAGAAAGAAUCAUGCAAAUAUAUGCGAAACAUACUUCCGGGAACAUCGCAUCGGUUGUAUGUACAUUGUUGCUCUAUUCGUCGUGAAAAGACAAGCUUUCUCCCCGGCGAAUGUGAGGGAAACGUACGGUUUAUAAUUAAAGGCAUACGCGGUGAAAAUGGCGUCGAGGAGGCUUUCAAAGUGCAUUAUGCAGUGUUAAUAAUUGCCACGAAACCAUCGUUACGACGAAGCUAAAUUUAACGCCUUCCCGACUGCAUUCAACGGUAAAAAGCCAAUAAUUUCGAAAGGAAGUACUUAAAGAUGGAGUGGCAAUUUUCUUUAAUUGGAAGAAAAAAUCUAUUUGUCUCUCUGCCAUUGUCACUCGGAGAAAGGACAGGGCAUGUCGCUGAUUUAGCAUAUGCCGAACGAAAAGAUGUAAUGCGAGUUUAUGUAAAUCAAUUCAAAGAAUUAGAACAGUUGUGUGAAAUAUUAUUACUUAGUAAUUGAAAUAAUGUUAUAUAAAAUAUCAAAGAAGAGAUUGUGAAACAAAGUAUAUCAAAGAAGAGCUAGCUCUUCGUUGGGUAGAAUAUCAACGCAGAUAAAAUAAUUCAUUGACGUGUCUAUAUAGCGAAAUCGUAAUAAAAUUACGUAAUUAAAUAUACAUGUAAGAUUGAUGCGUCGAUAAGCGAUGUACAAGUCGAUAUAUACAUAUAUUAAUCAAAAGAAUAAAAUACUGCCGAACGUUCAUGCAAAAUAAAUUGUAAGAUUACGAGCGUGUAGAGUAUUGGAAACAGACAUUGUGUGCCAAAGUAUAUGAAACGAUAAGAAAGCGAGUUUAAUUAAUUGAUAUUUGAACAAGAUUCGUGCUUCCGUAAGACUUGAAAAAAGUCACACAGUCCACAGUACACAUUUUGUAAUUUAGAUUAAUUCGCGUUAGCAUUGUUUCCAGUACGCUCGUAACGCGCUCGCGAAUAAUCCAUUACGAUGUUAAAUAAAUAGAUUAUUAAUUAGAAAAUUAGAUUUGUCGGAUCGACGUGCAUGACAUGUCCAUGUAUAACGAAUUCUACUUCCUACCGUUUCGGCUCUUUAAUGUGUUCGUAGAUUUCGGUAGAAUAUCCCGAUCUUGUUGUCGACAACUUGUAAAUGUUAAAAUAUCUAGAUCAUUAUAAUUCUGUCCAAGUGAAAUAAUAUUAGAAAACUAAUUUCUAAAAAUUCAGUUGAAAUAUUAUAUUCCAAUAAAUUAAAAUAUUAUAUUCCAAUAAGUUAAAAUAUUAUUAAGAUGUGAGAUUUAGAUUUUAAGAUUUCAGGAUAUGAUUUUAAGUUUGAAUUUUUAUAGUUUUCCCUAAAUAUUUUUAUAAUUUUCCCCAAAUAUUUUUUUAGAGCGAUCAUCACUUACAUCUUUUUAAUGUUGUCCAAGUUUUAAAUUUUUCUCAUAUUAUUUCAUUUGGAUGUACUUGAUUCAUAAGUAAGAACGGAGACGAGUAUUCUUUCUGCACGAGGCGGAAAAUUGUUUUUUCUUUUUGAGAAAAACGCGCGCGAAAACGUCAUUCAAUGACGUUCGCAAAAAGACUGGUUUCACCAUCCCAUGCGUAUCUAAACACAAUUAACAAUAAGUACCUAUAUAGUAAUAGUAAUCAUUAGAACGACAUGAUUUUAUCCUUAGAAUCAAUUUCGCGCAUAUCGUUCGACAUUCCUUCAGCGUCAUCAUCGUUUGUAUCGCUUCGAAACUUUCGCUUCAUAUUCAUUGCGAAUCAAAUCUUUAGCAAUUAAGAUUAAUUAGCGUGUUAGUAUCUCUAAGUUAGACUCGCCCGGAGCAAUUUUUUAUCAUGUUAUCGUGAAACAGACGUAAUGCUUUAACGCAGGAUUUAUAUGCGCAUUUUGAUCACGUGAGUUGCAGAUUUCUUUCGGGAGAAAAGAAAAAAUCCGGGAGAGUAUAUUCUAGACAUUUAAAUAAAUAAUGUAACUUCGAAUUAAUGUUAAUUUCAUUAUCUACGACUGUGAUAUAAAUAUAUGAAUUUGUAUCGUUACGUUCCCCGUAACAUGUAUCCACAUUAAUCAAUCACUUGGAGAGAUAAGUUUAUGAAUAUAUCGUAUGUAAUAAUAAUAAUUAUUAUUGUGCUAAUAAAUAGUAAUACUUCAUGGAGCAAAAUA